UGCUCAGGGACUAGUUUUCAACCGGACAGUUAAAUUCACCGGAGCGUGAACACAACAUGAUGGAUUUAUGACCGACUUUACCCGAAGCUGCGCUGCUGAAGACCCGACAGGCCACUUUUCUCUGAAACAGACCUCAUUAUCUGCAGUCAGGAUGACUUUCUUCUUGCUUUUCAUGUUUUUGACAGUUGAAAGGAGUCAGUGUGUUUAUACAAACCACUGGGCUGUGCGGAUCACAGGUGGACAGCAACAAGCUGACAGAAUCGCUGCAAAAUACGGAUAUGUUAACUUUGGACAGAUAGGAAGUCUGGAGGACCAUUAUCACUUCCACCACAGCAGAGUGGUCCGCAGAGCUGCUUUCUCUGUGAGGGGCCCCCACAGCUUCAUCCACAUGGAUCCUGAGGUGGACUGGGCUCAGCAGCAGGUAGUAAAACCCAGAGUGAAGAGGUUUGUCCAAAGUGACCCGAGCUUCAUUCAUUUCAACGACCCUAAAUGGUCCAACAUGUGGUACAUUCACUGCAAUGAUAAGAGCAGCCGCUGUCGCUCAGAGAUGAACGUCCUGGCCGCCUGGCAGAGAGGCUACACCGGCAAGAACGUGGUGGUCACCAUAUUGGAUGACGGCAUCGAGAGGAACCACCCUGACCUCGCCCAGAAUUACGACCAUCUAGCAAGUUAUGAUGUCAACGGGAAAGACCACGACCCGACCCCACGUUAUGACUCCCGCAACGAAAACAUACAUGGUACUCGGUGUGCAGGAGAAGUCGCAGCAGCGGCCAAUAACUCCCAUUGCAUCGUUGGCAUCGCCUACAACGCUCGUAUUGGAGGGAUUCGGAUGCUGGAUGGUGACGUGACCGAUAUGGUCGAGGCCACGUCCUUGGGAAUCCGACCCGACUACGUUGACAUCUACAGUGCCAGCUGGGGGCCAAAAGACGACGGAAAGACGGUGGAUGGCCCGGGGCUGCUGACUAAGAAGGCUUUUGAGAACGGCAUCAAGAAGGGCCGCAAAGGCUUGGGCUCCAUUUUCGUCUGGGCGUCGGGUAACGGCGGUCGUCAGGGCGACCACUGCUCAUGUGACGGUUACACCAGCAGCAUCUACACCAUCUCCAUCUCCAGCACCACGGAGAACGGGAACAAGCCGUGGUACCUGGAGGCCUGCAGCGCCAUCAUGGCCACAACGUACAGCAGCGGAGAGUUUCACGAGAGGAAGAUUGUAACGACAGACAUCCGUCACCGCUGCACUGAUGGACACACCGGCACUUCUGUCUCAGCUCCCAUCGUGGCUGGAGUCAUAGCUCUCGCCCUGGAGGCCAACCUCCUGCUGACGUGGAGAGAUGUGCAACAUCUUCUGGUGAGAACGUCCAGACCGGUCCACCUGAAAGCCGAAGACUGGAAGACCAAUGCGGCGGGACUCAGAGUCAGCCACCUGUAUGGGUUCGGCCUGGUGGACGCAGAGGCCAUGGUGCUGGAGGCCAGGAAGUGGAGGACUGUUCCUCCUCAGCACACCUGCAGCCCGAUACCUGAGAGACGCAACAGGUACAUCCAUGCUGGCCAGAGUCUGAACAGCAGCAUCGACGCCUCUGCGUGUUCGGAUGACGCUGAGCGGCACGUGGAUUACCUGGAGCACGUGGUGGUCAAGCUCCUGAUUGUCCACCCGCGACGAGGAGACCUGGAGAUCAACCUCGUCUCUCCGUCUGGGACGAGAUCACAGCUGCUGGCCAAGAGGCUGUUUGACAGCUCCAGUGAGGGCUUCAGGAACUGGGAGUUCAUGUCGGUUCAUUUUUGGGGUGAGCGAGCCGAGGGCACGUGGACUCUGGAGAUUGUUGACUCACCAUCAAAGCUUCGAAACCCCGAGGUGCUGGGCAACCUUAAAGAGUGGACACUGAUCCUUUAUGGCACCUCUCAGAACCCUUACCUGCCCCACAACGCUCAGCACUCCCGUUCAAGGAUGCUGGAGAUCCCAGAGGAGAUCCUGGAGGAGCCCGAGCUGGAGCAGCAGGACGAAUAUAACGGGCCGUGCCACAGUGAGUGCGGAGACCAGGGCUGUGACGGACCAGAUACUGACCACUGCCUCAACUGCGUCCACUUCAGCUCCGGCAGCCUGAAAACCGGCAGGACCUGUGUGAGUCACUGUCCACUGGGACACUAUGGGGACGCGGCGUCUCGUCGCUGUAGACGCUGCUACAAAGGCUGCGAGGGAUGUGUCGGCCGAACAGCCGGCGAUUGUCUCUCCUGUCGAAGAGGCCUUUACCUCAACACGCUCAACUCCAGCUGCAGCGACGCCUGUCCUCCGGGGUUCUUCGCUGACGAGAAUCAGAGACGGUGUCUGAAGUGUCAUGACACCUGUAAGAGCUGCCUCAGGUACGCAGACAGAUGCACAGCCUGCAGCGAUGGCUACAGUCUGGCAGGGAUGACCUGUGUUCCUGAAUGCACCAAUGGGACCUUUUUCCACCUGGAGGAGAUGACCUGCAGCUCGUGCCACUUCUCCUGCAGGACUUGCACAGGGCCGGGUCAGGAGGAGUGUAUCCAGUGUGCUGAGCGUUACCUGCAGCAGGAGUGGAGGUGUGUGCAGACCUGUAGUCCUGGAUACUACCCCGGAGAGGCAGCAGGAGUCCCUCAUAAGAUGUGUCACAGGUGUGAGGAAAACUGUCUGAGCUGCAGCGGCCCGGGAACAACCUGCACCAGGUGCAAAGAGGGUUUCAGUCUGGUCAGCAGGACUUGUAUCGUGAAUGCAUCGUGUCAUAAUGCUGAUGAGGUGUUUUGUGAGAUGGUCAAAUCCAACCGUCUCUGUGAGAAGAAGCUCUACCGUCAGUUCUGCUGCCGGACCUGUCUGAUGAACGGAUGACGAGCCGCCGACCCGCCGACGCCUCCCUCUCUUUUAUCAGUCUUAAAAAGAGGUAACACCUGAAGUGUUGUCACGUUAAACCCACGUCACCUACAAUCGCUCAUAAGGAACUAAACUUUAAUGCGUACGGGGUUUUCGACUUAAGUCUCACUUUGGUGUCUUUUUUAAGGCGGGUGUGAUUUUCAUAGUAACCUGCAGUUUAUUGAAUGUUUAAUAUUCUGAUCUGAAUUUUAUUAAACAUGUACAUAACUGCUUUAUAAAGAAUAUGCUUUUUACAAUAUGAAGCACCGCUUAAAAUAUUCAGAGUGGGAAAAAAAUGAGCUUUUAUUUUUGAAUUAUCAAAUAAGUUUUGCUUUCUUCACCAUUUUAUGAGUGAGUUUUUACUUUGAGCUGAAUAUUUUCAGCUCAGUAAAAAUGCGCCUCCGUCCUCCCUCGCAGUGACUGCUGCGACCGCAGCUUUAUUAAAACAUGAUGCUACAGUUUAUCAUCACUUUACCCGGCACGAGCGCUGCUAUUUUUAGCACUGUGGAGCGUUUGAACGUCCUUCAGCUCUUUGCUGGCUUUAGUGUUUUGUUCACUCUCAAUGCUUCAUCUGCGUCAUUUCCUGCAGCUGUUUUCAGUGGAAACGUCUCUGAUAAAGUCACCAGUGCAGCCACACGUGUUGUGAUUGAUUGAAGAGACGAGCCCCUAAGGCUAAAAGAUUUUUUUUGUUUUUUGUUCCCUCUGCUGACCCCUUAAAACACCGACCGUGUUUACGUGCAUGAAAUAUUCUGGGUUUUGCCGUUAAUUAAAAAAAGGCUAAAUUUCGACUAAACUUUACGUGGCUAGUGAAAAUAAAUAUUCAACUAACAUUUCUGUUUCCAUGCAGCCGUGCAUACUCCGAUUUAAGUCCUCUAACUUAUUGCUCAUAAUUUCAAAGUGACGCCCUCAGAGCCGUGAAACAUCUUUUUGUUCCUUUGCAUGAUUUUUUUUUUAUUUUUAAAAAUUUCUCCCGGUGGGUGAUUUGUUCAGCCAUGCAAACACAGCCGCUCUUUCAUUCCUUUGACCACGUUUUGAAAAGGUUGGUGUUGAUAUCCACGUCCUUCAUAAUGUUUUAAUAUAGGCUUGUUUUUUUUCUUUGUUUUUUUUUCAAAAAAGUAAAUGCUGUCUUUUCUUUGGGACAUGCAUCUCUACACUCAAGCCUUGCAAACUUAAUAAUAAUUAUUAUUUAUAUAGCAACAAAGUGCUUUGAGAAACAAGGCAAAGCAGAAGUAAGAGGGCCAGACAAAAGACAGAAACAAUUAAAAAAACAAAAAUAACAACCCAUACAAUACGAAUAAACACAAUUCAAAGAAUAAAAGCAGUUAACACAUAAAUAAUAGAUCUAAUAAUAAAAUUCAACACGAUCAAGACAGAACAGAAGAAUAAAUAAAAAGAUAAACUGAAACAGAUGAAUUCAAAUAGACGACAUCACAUAAAACCAAUUCUAUAAAAGUGAUUUAAAAAAAGUCUACCUGUGUCCCAAUUCAGGGUCUGCAUCCUUCGGAGGCUGCAUUCGAAGGCCGAUUACGUCACAGCGCUGCGCGAAGGCUGUCCCAUCUGGUCACAAUUCGAAGGCUCCUCCUUUCGCAGCCCACAAAUGCGUCCUCCUUCUCCCUCUGUUUGGAGGACACAUCGCUACUAUCCUU
Molecule: messenger RNA, 4506 nt
Organism: Plectropomus leopardus (leopard coralgrouper)
Lineage: Eukaryota; Metazoa; Chordata; Actinopteri; Perciformes; Serranidae
Source: RefSeq, a predicted model, not a curated record